Messenger RNA from Betta splendens (Siamese fighting fish), 4064 nucleotides. RefSeq names its product NLR family CARD domain-containing protein 3-like. The record is from RefSeq and is a predicted model, not a curated record. NCBI's taxonomy places the organism in Eukaryota, Metazoa, Chordata, Actinopteri, Anabantiformes, Osphronemidae. The transcript is spliced from 11 exons. Bases 440 to 3901 code for a protein of 1153 amino acids. Gene Ontology annotation, molecular function: protein binding.
AUCACAAUUAGUAAUUAAUUGUCAUUAAAUUAUUGUUGAGCGAUUAGUGAUGUGGUUCGUUGGCUUGAGCCGUAGAUUGUGUGCUUUGCCUAAUACGUAGCGGUGGAAGGGGAGUAAAGAGUAAAAAACAAAUAUCCGCUUAUCAUAGUUACGGAAGUAGCUAAAACACAGAGGACUGAGUUAAUCUGAUCGUCUGGGGUUUUUAAUGGGAUUCAGUUCCACUGAAACAACAACAAAAUGCAUCAAAAAUGAUGAUAAGACACGAGACGAAACCUCUGAACGGUUUCUCUUUUUAAGAGAGAUGUUACGAUAAUUCUAGUAGUUUUAUUUCUAUUUUUAAGUAUUGUUUUUAAGAUGGUUGACGAUGAGAAUGCAGCAUAAUAAUGAACAGCACUGUAACUGAGUUCAUCCUCACUAUGUCUAAUAUUACGACUAAUGAAUGACUUCUGUUUGUGCAGAUGUGUUUUCUCUUAGGCAGCUGCAGAUUAUUACCAACAUGAAAGGGUUUAAAAAAAGGAACCGACAGAAACCAGACUCUCCAGAGUUGGACCCUGAACCCAGCGACAGGUCUGUGGUUAAACCCCCUGCUUCAAAAAGGAUGAAGGUGAAAAAAUCAGCUUCUCCCAAACCCAGCUGUGUGUCUAUGAGGAGUGACAGAUCGAUGGAGCAUCCUAUAAUGUUUAAACAGGAAUUGUUUGAUCAUAGCCAGCAGAGCUCAGACGGUCCCAGUGGUCGGACGUCCCAGCAGCAUUCGAAUCACCUGGACGACAUAUUUAAGCUGCUGAAGGAGAACGUUGUCACUUUUGUGAAGAAUGAGCUGGAGAAGAUACAGAAGAAGCUGGUAUCAGUUUGCACAGAAUGCCUGGAGAGCCAGAGGAAGGAUGAGGAGGAGUUGGAUGGUGAGGAUGAAGAUCGGAGGAAGAGCAGCAGAGAUGCCGUUCUGAAGAUCACACUGAACAUCCUGAGGAGGAUGAAGCAGGAGGACCUGGCUGACUGCCUGCAGAACAGGUGUCAAAAUAAACUCAAGUCUGACUUGAAGCAGAGGGUUCAGUGUGUGUUUGAGGGGGUUCCUAAAGCAGGGAACCCAACCCCUCUGAACCAGAUCUACACAGAGCUCCACAUCACGGAGGGAGGAACCGGAGGGGUCAACGAUGAGCAUGAGGUCAGACACAUUGAAAAAGCCUCCUGGAAACGCGACGGCCCAGAGACCACCAUCAGCUGCAGGGACAUCUUUAAAGGACCACUGGGAAGAAGGACUGGGGUGAGAACCGUGUUGACCACGGGAGUGGCUGGCAUUGGGAAAACAGUCCUAACACAGAAGUUCACGCUGGACUGGGCUGAAGGCAAAGCCAACCAGGACAUCCACUUCACGUUUCCGUUCACCUUCAGAGAGCUGAAUGUGCUGAAAGAGAGAAAGUUCAGCUUGGUGGAACUUGUCCAUCACUUCUUUCCUGAAACCACAGGAAUCCGCUGGUUUGAAGAGUUCCAGGUUGUGUUCAUCUUCGACGGCCUGGAUGAGAAUCGACUUCCUCUGGACUUUCACAAUUACAAGGUCCUGUCUGACGUCACAGCGUCCGCCUCAGUGGAUGUGCUGCUGACUAACCUGAUCCGGGGGAACCUGCUUUCCUCUGCUCGCCUCUGGAUCACCACACGACCCGCAGCAGCCAAUCAGAUCCCUCCCUGGUGUGUGGACAUGAUGACGGGGGUCAGAGGCUUCACGGACCCACAGAAGGACGAGUACUUCAGGAAGAGAUUCAGAGAUGAGCAGCAGGCCACGACAAUCAUCUCCCACAUCAAGACCUCACGAAGCCUCCACAUCAUGUGCCACAUCCCGGUCUUCUGCUGGAUCACUGCUACGGUUCUGGAGGAUGUGUCUAAAUCCAGACAGGGAGGGAUGCUGCCCAACACCCUCACUGAGAUGUACAUCCACUUCCUGGUGGUUCAGACCAAGCUGAGAAACUUCAAGUACGACGGAGGAGCUGAGACGGAUCCACACUGGAACCCGGAGACCAAGAAGAUGAUCGAGUCUCUGGGAAAACUGGCCUUCGAGCAGCUGAAGAAAGGAAACCUGAUCUUCUACGAGUCGGACCUGAUGGAGUGUGGCAUCGACGUCGGAGCAGCCUCUGGUUACUCAGGAGUGUUGACACAGAUCUUCAUAGAGGUCAAAGGCCUGCACCAGGACAAGGUGUUCUGCUUCGUCCAUCUGAGCGUUCAGGAGUUUCUGGCUGCGCUUCACGUCCAUCUCAUCUUCGUCGGCUCUGGAGUCAACCUGCUGUCAGAGGAAGAGCCCAGCUUCACCGCCUCCGAACCCCCAGCAGUAACCCUGUACCACCGGGCUGUGGACGAGGCCUUACAGAGUCCAAACGGUCACCUGGACCUGUUCCUCCGCUUCCUCCUGGGUCUGUCACUGGAGACCAACCAGACUCUGCUACGAGGCCUGAUCACGCAGACAGGAAGUCGGCCAGAGAACCGUCAGGAUACGGUAGCACACAUCAAGAAGAGGCUGGAGGAGAACCCCUCCACAGAGAGGAGCAUCAAUCUGUUCCACUGUCUGAAUGAGCUGAACGAUCACGGGCUGAUGGAGGAGAUCCAGUGGCACAUGAGCUCAGGAAACCUCUCCCCUCAAAGUUUGUCUUCAUCCAAUUGGUCGGCUCUAAUUUUUGUGUUACUGGCUUCAAAAACAGAUUUAGACGCAUUUGAGCUGAAGAAAUACUCAGCAUCAGAAGAGGCUCUGGAAAAGCUGCUCCCAGUGGUGACAGCCUCCAACAAAGCUCUACUCAGUGGCUGUAAUCUCUCAGGGAGAAGCUGCCAGGUCCUGUCCUCGGCUCUGGGCGCCCAGUCGUCUAAUGUGAGAGAGCUGGACCUGAGUAUCAACAGCCCAGAGGACUCGGGUGUGAAGCUCCUGUCACAGGGACUACGGAGCGAGAAGUGUAAACUUCAGACCCUCAGGCUGAGUGUCUGUGAGCUCUCGGAGCGAAGCUGUGCUCAUCUUGCCUCCGUGUUCAGCUUCAGCCCGUCUCUGAGAGAACUGGACCUGAGCAACAACGACCUGCGGGAUUCAGGAGUGGAGCUGCUGUCUGCUGGACUGAAGCUUCCAGCGUGUGAACUGGAAACUCUCAGGCUGUCAGGUUGUCUGGUCACAGUGAGAGGCUGUGCUUCUCUGGCCUCGGUUCUGAGCUCCCAGCCCUGCUCUCUGAAGGAGCUGGACCUGAGCUACAACCAUCCUGGAGACUCAGGAGUGAAGCUGCUCUCGGCUGCUGUGCAGUGGAGGCCGGAGGCUCUGAGGGUAAAUCCUGCUGGAGUCCAGUGGUUGAGACCAGGCCUGAGGAAGUAUUUCUGUCAGCUGACUCUGAAUCCAUUCACGGCGCACAGAGAGCUCCGAUUGUCUGCUGACCUCAGGAGCGUGAGGCGCGUGUCAGCGCAGCAGUUGCAUUCACACGAUCAGGACGCAUUCAACUACUGGCCCCAGCUGCUGUGCAGUGAGAGUCUCACUGGUCGCUGUUACUGGGAGGUGGAGUGGACUGGGCAGGUUUCUAUAUCCGUCAGCUACGGCGGAAUGAAGAGGAGCGGAACCAGUGACGACUGCAAGUUUGGGAUGAACGAGCAGUCGUGGAGUCUGAGCUGUAAUGGAGACGGUUAUUCUACACGUCACAACAACAAGAAAACCCUGAUCUCCGCCUGCUCCUUGACCUCCAACAGAGUUGCUGUGUAUGUGGACUGUGCCGCCGGCUCGCUGUCCUUCUACAGAGUCUCCUCUGACAAACUGACCCACCUCCACACCUUCAGCACCUCCCUUUCUGAGCCUCUUUACCCUGGGUUCGGGUUCUGGUCACCAGGUUCCUCAGUGUCUCUGUGUGAUCGAAACGUUCUCACACAAGCUCAGCCAGACGAUUUCAAAUGACUGACUUUAAAGGACAUCACAUUUGUAACAGAUUCCUGCUUCAUCUGCUGUUUUUAUACUUUGCACUGGUUUUAUUUAAAUGUAAAAUGAAACGAACAUGUGACUGUCAGGUUAAAUGACACUUUAUAUCUUUGAUAAACUGAAUCAAUCUGGACUCACCAAA